Stylophora pistillata is the source of this 2376-nucleotide messenger RNA. Its product is annotated as DNA repair protein RAD51 homolog 4. NCBI's taxonomy places the organism in Eukaryota, Metazoa, Cnidaria, Anthozoa, Scleractinia, Pocilloporidae. The record is from RefSeq and is a predicted model, not a curated record. Gene Ontology annotation, molecular function: ATP-dependent DNA damage sensor activity; ATP binding; ATP hydrolysis activity. Gene Ontology annotation, biological process: double-strand break repair via homologous recombination; DNA strand invasion; telomere maintenance. Gene Ontology annotation, cellular component: microtubule organizing center; replication fork; Rad51B-Rad51C-Rad51D-XRCC2 complex.
CUGACUUACACCAGUCAUCCUUCAACAGUCUCACAGGUUGGACAGAUCUUCCAAAUCUCGUUGGCUGGAAAUUUUUGUGAAAUUUUAUUGACUGCUACUGUUGGAUAACGACAGAUCUACUUGAAUUUUUGAGGCCGCAGUCGGAUAAAAUGAACCGGCUUCUGUCAAAAUGUUAUUCUGUGAAACCAAACUUACUAAAUACACUUCGAGAAAAUGGUAUAAACACAGUGGCUGAAUUUAUGUGCUGUGACACUGAGAGACUGGCUCAGAGAAUCUCAGUUUCAACAGAGGAUCUGUCAUCCCUACGGGACACAAUCACUACUCAAACAGCUGCAUUCACCAUGAAUGGAACUGAUUUAUACCAGGAAAUGAUGUCAAGAUAUCAUAUCCUUUCAACAGGUUGUGAUAAUUUAGAUGAGCUCCUUGAUGGAGGUUUGCAUACAGGAGAACUGACAGAAAUUGUUGGAGCUGCUGGUGUUGGCAAGUCUCAGAUUUGUAUGAGCAUUGCCUUGUUCACUGCCAUGGAAACAAAGAAGAAUGUUCUCUACAUUGAUACAGGAGGAUCAUUCAGUGCCACAAGGGUUAAAGACAUGUUAGGACAGCGGGAUAAUUCCUUAGCAAGUCAGGACAUCUGUAACAUACUGUCCAGAAUAUUAGUUAUUCAAGCAUAUGAUAUAUUCUCAAUAAUUGAAGCUCUUGAAAGAGCAAGAGAGAGGAUAUGUAACCAGGAUGACGAUGAUGAUGAUGACAUGCAACAUCUUCAAAUGAUAAUUGUGGAUUGUGUAGCAGCAGUUAUUUCUCCUAUACUUGGAGGCCAGCAAAUUCAAGGCCAUUCAUUGAUGGUGGGCCUCUCAAGAAUUUUGAAGUCAUUAGCUGUUGGGCAUUCAGUUGCAGUAGUGAUCACCAAUAAUGUUGUAACCGAUUCAUCCAAGACAUCAUUUUCUACCAAACCAGCCCUAGGGAGGACUUGGGCUCAUAUUCCAAACACCAGAAUAUUCAUUCAAAAGAAUCCUACAUCAGAAGCAAACAGUAUCAGAAAAGAAAGUAUCAUAGCCACUUUAAUCAAGUCAUCCAGACAGAGGUUACAAACGCCCUUUGUUUUAUACAUUAAUCAAGGCGGUCUUUUCAGCCGUACAUACACAUAAGCAAAAAGUGUGUGAGGUCUUUACAACCCUUACUAAAUCCAAAUGAUUACCAAUCGAGUCACAGCCCUUGAGAAGAGAACAUAGCCAAUUCUACUGAAGUCUGCAUUACUAAUUACAAUGACAACUGGCCACUCGAAUGAUCGAGCAUGAACCAUGUGAUCCAAAACCACUACAUCUUCAUCUUCUCCAAUGGUGCAAACUGGUACUCUUUCAUCCUUCAAAUGGGGAGAGAGUUCAUCAAUCCACUUUUGACCAGGGACCAGAAUAAAAACUCUGUUAUGGUAAAAUCUAUUGCCUUCCUUUGCCUAUUCAUUAAUCUCCUUCAGGAUGAACUUCAAAUAGACGAGUCUGCCGGCGUUGUUCAGUGCCUGUAAAUUCAUGUUCCAGAUGUGGAAAGGAGACUGGAGGUCCACAAACAUUGUGACCAAGGUGUAUCGGAUGGUUCCAGUAUUUUUCGGCAAGAGUAUUCUGCUCUAAGUUUUUUCAGCGCAGGGAAAUCCUAAGGCAACUCUGCAAUAUGCUGAAUACCUCUGGCGUGCAUAUCAUAACUGUCUUUGUUUCACAGAGCUCGACAACCAGCCUUGGAAUUUCUUCAAUUUCGUCAAAGCUGCUCCAAUCUGUAGUCAUCCGCUGAUUGAUAUCAUAUGCAAUCCACUGAUAGUAAGGUCUGAUUGAUAUCAUAUGCAAUCCACUGAUAGUAAGGUCUGAUUGAUAUCAUAUGCAAUCCACUGAUAGUAAGGUCUGAUUGAUAUCAUAUGCAAUCCACUGAUAGUAAGGUCUGAUUGAUAUCAUAUGCAAUCCACUGAUAGUAAGGUCUCUGAUGAUGAGUCAAAAAUUUUGUCAAUGAACCUACAUCUGGUAAACUUUGAAAUUCAUCAACAAAGGUAUGGAACUCAGCCACACUUUCCCUCUGCUCAGGCAGAGAGGAGAGGAAAAAGGGUAUCUGGUAAUGCGUUACAAUUAAAACUGUUCCUUCGUAAGUUUUAUCUCUUUUAAGGAAUUUCUGAAAGAACUUCAAACUUCAACGUUUCAUUUUGAAGGGCUCAGAAUCCUGUUCAAAAGCCUGCUUAUCCUGUUUAAAAUUGAAGUGGAGAAAGGAAAUUUCGUUAUUUGUAAAGAAUUGUUGGUAGAGCUCACCAAGCCGUGUUGAUACAAAUAUGACCACCUUUUCAUUUUUCUUUACACAUUCCAGAGCUUUGUGUUAGAUUAAAAUUGUUUUUCCACUCCCUGA